Messenger RNA from Alligator sinensis (Chinese alligator), 3311 nucleotides. It is a transcript of the gene IFT38, whose product is annotated as clusterin associated protein 1. Gene Ontology annotation, cellular component: cilium; centrosome; intraciliary transport particle B. The coding region runs from base 576 to 1943 and encodes 455 amino acids. NCBI's taxonomy places the organism in Eukaryota, Metazoa, Chordata, Crocodylia, Alligatoridae. The record is from RefSeq and is a predicted model, not a curated record. Gene Ontology annotation, biological process: cilium assembly. The transcript is spliced from 13 exons.
CCCCCCCCUCCCGCGGUGCCCCCGCCACGUGCCCGGGCCGCGCUGUCGUCCCGCCGCCCUCGGGCCCCGUGCUCCGUGCAGCGUCCUGCCCUCGCCCUUCGCUGGGGCUGCUCCCGCGCUCGCCCGGCCCUACUCGGCGCCUGGUGGCGCACCACGGCCUCAUGGCACUCGCCAGCCCCGAAGCACCGAGCCUGGCGCGUGGCAGCGGUGCCCCGUGCUUUCCCCUGCCUUGCGCCGCCCGGGGUGCGCUGUGCCCUCGCGCCACCCGCCCUUGACACGUGCCCUCGGUCUGCCACGCUGGGCUUGGGGGAGUGCCUCUACUUUCACGCCAUGGGUCACAGCGACAUCGUGUAGCUUCGUGGCGGUGCUUGCACCGCUGUAGUGGGAAGAGCACUUCAGCAGGGAGAGGGAAUUGUUACUGUGAAAACUGAGAUAUCCUGCCAAAUAUGGGGCAGAUGGUGACACUAAACUGGUGUGACACACAGGUUGGAAAGGGUAUCAGCAUAUUUUGAGUAUUUGUGCUUUGUAUUGAUUUUCUGACAACAGGGACUGUGAAGGACUGCCUGGGGAUAUGCAUGUGUGACAGUGACAGUUUUGGUCUCAUGCUUUGUACCAUCAUUGUCUGGCUGUUGACCUACAUUAUGAUGCUACUGGUACCUUGGAUACUUUCUGAUUUCACUGAGAUGAUGAGGGCUUUGGGGUACCCCCGGCUUAUCUCCAUGGAGAAUUUCCGCACUCCAAACUUCAUGCUAAUUUCAGAAAUGCUUCUUUGGCUGGUGAAAAGGUAUGAGCCACAGACCGAUAUUCCUUCUGAUGUCGAGACAGAGCAGGACCGGGUCUUCUUCAUUAAGGCAGUUGCUCAGAUUAUGGCUACCAAAGCUCACAUAAAGCUCAACACGAAGAAGCUCUACCAAGCAGAUGGCUAUGCAGUGAAGGAGCUGGUGAAGAUUACCUCUGUGCUGUACAAUGCCAUGAAGACCAAAGGAAUGGAAACCACUGAAGUGGAGGAGGAAGAUGGCAGCAAAUUCAAGUUUGACCUUGGUUCUAAAAUUGCAGAUUUGAAGGCAGCCAGACAGCUUGCUUCAGAAAUCACGUCCAAAGGAGCAUCUCUUUAUGAUUUACUUGGCAAAGAGGUGGAGUUGAGGGAAGUGAGAACAGAAUCCAUUGCUAGGCCUCUGGAGAUAAAUGAAGCUGAAAAAGUGAUGCAAAUUGCCAUUAAAGACAUUCUGGAACAAGUCCAGAAGACUAAAGACAUGUUAAACAAUGUGGCUUUGGAUGAAGCCAAUUUGGAAGUCAAGAUAGAAAAAAGAAAAUUGGAACUGGAAAGAAACCAGAAGCGACUUCAGACCCUACAGAGUGUCCGCCCAGCUUUCAUGGAUGAAUAUGAGAAGAUUGAGGAGGAACUGCAGAAACAGUACAGCAGUUACCUAGAAAAAUUCCGUAACCUGACUUAUCUGGAGCAACAGCUGGAUGAUCAUCAUAGGAUAGAGCAAGAGAGGUUUGAGGAAGCAGAGAACACACUACGCCUGAUGCAGAACAGACUGAAGGAGGAGGAAAAACGCUUGCUUAAGACUGGAAGUAACGAUGACUCCGACAUAGAAAUUCAAGAAGAUGAGGGAUCUGAUAGUGAAGUGGAAGACAGGCAGCUCAUGAAGCAUCACACAGCCAUGGAGAUCCCAAUGCAAGUGAAACUCAACAAACGGGUCAUGGGGACAAUGCAAGGUGGAGACAUAGAGGAUGAUGGAUCAACCCAAGCCCAACCAGGUAAACACAAGCGCUCCAGGACCAAGGUGCAGGAGGACUCAGAGGACAGCGAAAUUGACCUGGAUGAUGAGGAGGAGGAGGAUGACAUAGAGGAUGACAGUGUAGAAAUCUCCCCCAGCAAGGCUAAUCGCCGGGCAAGGAAACCAGAGCCACUUGAAGAGAGUGACAAUGACUUCUGACUCCUUUUCCACUGCAAAACCAGUUAACAUCUUGAGAUGCAAACACCAGGCAGCACUGGGGCUGGGAACAGAGCAUACUGUAUCGGGCCUGACCAUAUUUUAUAUCAGAAUGAAUUUGGGACCUAGUAAAUAGUAAAGUUAUAUUCAUAAAGUAAAUUACACUAAUUGCCAGUCAUUUUCCCUGCUUCUGAUUCAUAUCAUUUGAACUGUUUUGACAAGUAAACUGUUUUUAAAGAAAAGCCUAGCACUGGAAAAUGCUCUUGUUCACUUACUCUCUGGAACAGUGGGCUCAGGAGACCAUUAGAACUAGAGCCUCAUGCUCCAGGAUUGCCAGUGCUUUGGAGCCCCAACAAUCACUAGAUGGUUUAGGCAGCAUCUGCACAUAACAUUAAAACUGGUUUACCUAAAACUGGUACAAAAGCCUCAUAUGCAUGUACUUAAAAUAACUUGGUGCUGGCUUUUUAUUUAUUUAGCCCCAACUGCUUCAAUUCUAAAUCAAGGGCGUGUUUAUACACUUGACUAAAGGAGUGAUAUGAGACAGUCACAGCAGUGAACACUACAUCAGCUUAAACCCUGGUCAUGUUGAUCCUUUAUCCCAAAUCAACUGGGGAGAGUUUUAAGCUACAUUGAUAUAAGCCACGCUUGGCCCACAAGGAGAGUGCCCAUGCAGGGUUUGCACUGGUUUCACUAAAUCAGAAUAAAAUCAGCCCUUGUAGUUAAGCCCACCGACUGCUGUGUAUAGACACACCUUAGACCAGGGGUGGGCAAAAUAUGGCCCGCAGGCCAGAUCUGGCCUGCCAGUUGGCUGGGUCUAGCCCACAGCUGUUCAUGUGGCACUUUGCUCCACCUUGUUCAUGGGAGUGAGCUCCACCUGCUCCUGCCAGGGCUAGCCCACACUGUGCUCCUGCCCUCGCCCACCAAGCCAGGCCCUGACCAGAGCGCACAGUUUCCGGUGGGGCUGUUCCUAGUGCUGCUCUGCUCCCCUUGUCUCCAGGGGGAGCCACCCAGCUGAAGCUUCCCUCCCCCUACCCACCCAGAGUGGUGCAGCAGCGGCAGGAGGAGGAGGUGCUGCUGGAGGCGAGGGAAGCGGAGCAGCACCUGGCCGGGUGCAGCCGCACCACACGCUGACCAGGGCCCAGGCCAACAGAGCUGUUCUGCUUCCCUCACCUGCUCCUGCUCCUGCCAUGCUGCUGCAAGUGGGGGGGAGCUUCAGCUGGGUACCUGCUGCCCUAGUGUGCAGGGCUCCAUCUCCAGCUCUCAGCUGCCUUCCACCCAGCAUGAUGAGCAGCCACCUGCGGGUAGGCAGAGCAGGUGGAAGGUAGCCAGGAGCUGGAGCCCAGUGUGCUAGUGCAGGAGCUGCCUGUCUGA